AUGUUUCGAUUUAAUGAUGAUGAUUUUCGUCGUUUUCUAUCAAGAGUUACAAUUACUAAAUUUAUUGUAUUUGUUUUUGGAAUUGUUAUUGCAUUAUUUAUUAUUUAUUAUUUAUUAUUUCGUGAAAAUCAACCAAAACCAAUAUUUAUAUUUAUAAAUAAGAAUUCUUCAUAUGAACGAAAAGAUCUUUAUGUACAAUCUAUUGUAGCUAAUGAUAAAUUAAUUCCAGAUUAUAUAACUAAAAUAUCCGAUAAAGCUCAAUUACCAACAACAUGUUUAGUUAUUAUUCGUACAGCUGAUGGAGGUAUUGGAAAUCGAAUGUUUUUAUUUGCUAGUGCUUAUGGUUUUGCUCGUCUUCAUCAAUGUGAUCUUUAUGUUGCUUCAUGGAUUGUAAAAGAUCUUCGUUCGAUAUUUACUAUUAAUUUAAAUGAUACACCCGUACAUUUAAUAAAAAAUGAUUCAGUUCUUAAUCAAACUGGAAUAUAUGGACGAUAUAGUGCAUGUACUUUAUAUAAUGAUUUGUUAAAAGUUCCAUUAAAUCAAAAUUUAACUCGAUAUGAAAUGAUUGGAUUUUAUCAAUCAUUUGGAUAUUUUAUUAAGUAUAAAGAAGAAAUAUCAUAUUUAUAUCAAUUUAAUCAAGCCGCAAUUGUGAGAAAUGUGGCAUUAGUUGAACAACUUCUUCAAGUUGUUUGGAAUAUUCCAUUAAAUCUCGGUAAUUAUACGAAAGAUAAUGUGACUCAUCAUUAUUUGAAAUCUCUCUUAACUCGUCCACCAACUCCAUUAAUACCUGUAACAUGGAUUGGAAUUCAUAUACGUCGUGGUGAUUUUUUAACAUUUUUUAAAAUUGAUACAAGUAUUGGAUAUUUAAAUUUUGCAAUGAAUUAUUAUCGUCGAAAAUAUAUUAAUUGUCGUUUCUUAAUAGCUAGUGAUGAUAAAACUUAUGCUAAAACACAUCUAGGAAAUAACUCGGAUGUUUUUAUAACUCCAACAUCUUUUCAUUCAGGAGAAGAUUUAGCUGCAUUAGUUUUAUGUGAACACACAAUUGUUACAGCAGGUAGUUUUGGUUGGUGGGCAGGAUGGCUAGCUGGUGGAAAUGUUAUUCAUGAUCUUAAUUAUCCUGUAUCAUGGCAAAAUUGUAUACGAGAACAUUAUUUUCCACCUUGGUUUCUUUUUCCACAUAAUACUUCCAGUCAAUUAUGA
Messenger RNA from Rotaria sp. Silwood2, 1200 nucleotides. The record is from the annotation of a GenBank genome assembly. Lineage: Eukaryota; Metazoa; Rotifera; Eurotatoria; Philodinida; Philodinidae.